Molecule: messenger RNA, 1260 nt
Organism: Ichthyophthirius multifiliis
Lineage: Eukaryota; Ciliophora; Oligohymenophorea; Hymenostomatida
Product: scp-like extracellular protein, putative
Exons: 5
Source: RefSeq, a predicted model, not a curated record
AUGGGGAAAAGUGCAAAACCUGAAAAUUCUGGAGAUAAUUUAUAAAACUAAACAAAUAAAAUUUAUAAUAAAUUAACUGGUUUAGGUUAUGCAGUUGCUUAUAAUUAUAAUGUUUCCUAGGAUAUUUUACCUAAAAUAAGUGCUUUAUAAACUGAAAUAGGCAAAAAAGCAUUAAAAGAUGACGUAAAAGAAAAAAACUAGAAAAUUAAAGAAAAGUUAGUUAAAGAUUUUGACGAAAUGAAGAAAUACUUUGAAAAAAAAAUAGUUAAUUUGGAAGCUAAAUUAAAUGAUAAAAUUAAUACUUUCGAAGAUAGAACUUAAAAUAUUGAAAAAAAAACUUUAUGGAAAAUUUAAGAUUGUGAAGAAAUGCUUAAAAAAAGAAUUACUGAAGAAUAUGUUGAUGAUUCAUGUAUAGCUUUAGAAGAAAAAUUAAAAAGAGAUGUUUUUUCAUUAAUUUAAAAUGAUUCUGAUAAAAUUGAAAGAAUAGAAGUUCAAUUAAAUUCAAAAAUGAAAUAAAUUGAAGAUUUAUAAUGUGAAAAAUAAAAAAGCAUAAAAAAAUAAUUAAAAGAUUUAGAAGAUUUGGUAAACUAAUCAUAUUUAAAAGGACAAAUAUUUGAAGAUUUCAAGAAAUUUAAUAGUACAAAUUUAACUGAAUUAUCUAAAAGACUUUACGAAGUUGAAAAAAAAAAUGAUUUAGCCGGAUAAUUAGAGAGAUAAAAUAUAAGAAUUAAAUCUUUAGAAGAUAAAAUAAGUGACUUUGAAAAAGAUAUUAUUUAAAAGUUACAUGAUAUUUAAAUAUAAUAUAAUAAUUAAAGUAAAUCCUAUAAAAUAAACGAUAAUUAAUAAUCAUAAAAUUCAAAUAUUGAUCCCCAUAAGAUUUGUUAAAUUGAUUCAGAUUUACAAAGAACAAUGGAAGAAGUUAGAAAAUAAAAACAAUAAACAGAUGAAUUGAAAAAUUCCCUAUAAAAUUAAUCCUAAAAUGAAAAUUGUUCAAUUAUAACAACUAAAAAACUACAUUCUAUAAAUAAUUUAAAUUGCCUUUCUUGUGGAAUUCCUAAACAUAACAUUUAAUAAGGUAGAACUACUGGUACUUUUAGAGCUGAUUUAGGAUAAAAUACUCAUGAAUUAUUAAUUACUAAAUCUAAUAAUUAAUUUAAGACAUAAAAUUAUAUGGACUAAACUAAAAUUCAAAGACCUUAAACUGCUUAGGAAACUUAAAAUGGAAAGAAUUUUUUAAGACCUGAAAGUGCAAAGAAAUGA